CGCCCCUAUCCCUCCUGGCCCCGCCCCGCCGCCCGCCAUGUCGCUGCGCUUCGCCGCUAACCUUUCCUGGUUGUUCCCGGAGCUCCCGGCGCUGCCGGCGCGGCUGGAGGCGGCGGCGGCCGCCGGGUUUGGGGCGGUGGAGGCAGCCUGGCCGGCGGGCUGCCCGGCCCAGGCGCUGCGGACCGCGGCAGAGCGGGCGGGGGUGCGGAUCGUCCUGCUCAACACCCCUCCCGGGGACCCGGAGAAGGGAGAGAUGGGGCUGGCGGCCGUGCCGGGGCGGCAGGACGCGUUCCGCCAGGGCCUGGCCGCGGCAGUGCGGUACGCCCGGGCGGUGGGCUGCCCCAGGAUCCACCUGAUAGCUGGGCGGGUUCCCCUGGGUGCAGACCGGGCAGCAGUGGCAGGUGAGAUGGAAACCACCUUCAUUGAGAAUCUCAGAUAUGCUGCUGACCUCCUGGCCCAGGAAGACAUGAUUGGACUGGUGGAGCCUAUUAACAACCGCAUCACUGACCCUCGCUACUUUCUGAACACCCCACACCAAGCUGCCGCCAUCCUGGAGAAGGUGGGACGACCCAACCUGAAGCUGCAGUUGGACCUCUUUCACUGCCAGAUCAUGGACGGGAAUUUGUCACGCAACCUGGAGACAUACUUCCCACUCAUCGGUCACAUCCAGAUUGCACAAGUGCCAGGGCGGCAUGAGCCCAACAGUCCUGGGGAGCUGAACUUCCCCUACCUCUUUGAGCUCCUGGAGUCCCUUGGCUACACUGGCUAUGUGGGGUGCGAGUAUGCUCCAAAAGGAGACACACUGGAAGGUCUGGGCUGGCUGCGUUCCUACUGGGAGAGCCGAGGCCUGCAACACAGUGGGACCAGCAAGGCAGCAGAGUAAAGCAAGAAAAGCACUGGAAUAAAAGUCAAAGCUAAUGGCUUAACAGAGAA
Columba livia (rock pigeon) is the source of this 933-nucleotide messenger RNA. It is a transcript of the gene HYI, whose product is annotated as hydroxypyruvate isomerase (putative). The record is from RefSeq and is a predicted model, not a curated record. The transcript is spliced from 8 exons. Bases 38 to 883 code for a protein of 281 amino acids. NCBI's taxonomy places the organism in Eukaryota, Metazoa, Chordata, Aves, Columbiformes, Columbidae.